UGCGCUAUUACAUGUGAGGAGGUGCUGGGGGAGGGGGAGGAAGAUGGCGCUAUAUAACCCUAACUAAAGAAUCUGACGGUGUGGAAGGCAAGUAUCCAGAUGUAACGGGUACGGGAGCUCUAGGAGGCACGGAUGUUAGAGCUGGAGGUCAGGGGAAUUAGAGGGUGCCUUUAUUUCUCUGACUGACCGACUUCUUGUGUUGGCAGAUCAUCGUUUGGGACGAGGAAUGUUUCCAGGGUCGCAAGCACGAAUUCACUUCAGAAUGUUAUAACGUUAUGGACUUCGGCUUCGAGACGGUGCGCUCCUUCCGCGUGGAGAGCGGCGCGUGGGUGGGCUACGAACACUCGGCUUUCCAGGGUCAACAGUUUGUCUUGGAGAGGGGCGAGUACCCGCGCUGGGAGGCCUGGAGCGGCAGCAACGCUUACCACAUCGAGAGGAUGACCUCCUUUCGCCCCAUCGCCUGUGCGAAUCACCGCGAGUGCAGGAUGACCAUCUAUGAACGAGAGAACUUCCUUGGACGCAAGGGGGAGCUCAGUGACGACUACCCGUCCCUGCAGGCCAUGGGCUGGUGCAACAACGAGGUCGGCUCUUUGCGAGUGCAGUCCGGAGCGUGGGUGUGCUACCAGUAUCCCGGAUACCGCGGCUUCCAGUACAUCAUAGAGUGCGAUCGCCACUCAGGAGAGUACAAACACUGGCGGGAAUGGGGAUCUCACGCACAGACUUUCCAAGUGCAGUCCAUUCGACGCAUCCAGCAGUGACCUCUUUGCAUGUCCUGGGAAUGCCUGCGGGCGCCAAUAAAUACACCUCAAUAAAGUCUAUUUGUUUAACUUA
This is a messenger RNA of Erpetoichthys calabaricus (reedfish), 831 nucleotides long. RefSeq names its product crystallin, beta A4 (gene cryba4). The transcript is spliced from 4 exons. The record is from RefSeq and is a predicted model, not a curated record. Gene Ontology annotation, biological process: visual perception; lens development in camera-type eye. NCBI's taxonomy places the organism in Eukaryota, Metazoa, Chordata, Cladistia, Polypteriformes, Polypteridae. Gene Ontology annotation, molecular function: structural constituent of eye lens. Bases 276 to 758 code for a protein of 160 amino acids.